AUUCAAACUUGUAGGGUGGUGUGUCUCUCUCUCUGACGCUGAGAGUCUUGUCAGAUCUGAGGAUAUGUGAAUCGGGUAAUCAAAAGGAUCGUAGUAGCCUCGCUGAGAUGGAAUUGGAAGAUGGUGAUUCACGAGGGAAGCACAGGAUCCUUGCUGAGCUUGGUCGCGUCGAACAGGAAGUCAUAUUCUUGGAGAAAGAGUUGGAAGAGCUUGGGCAGACUGAUAUUGUAUCAGCCGUGUGUGAGGAGUAAGGGAGGGAGAAACUCAGCCUAUGUUAAAAAAAAUUAUGUGUUAGUGUUCUGAAACUUGUGUGUUGCUUUGGUGACCAAUGUGUAUUUUGUCUUGGUUUCACAGGCUGCUCUGUCUCAUCGAGAAAGCACCGGACCCUCUCUUGCCACUGACCAAUGGGCCUUUGAACUUGGGAUGGGACCGGUGGUUUGAAGGACCAGAUGGGGGAGAUGGCUGCAGAUGCUUUAUACUUUGAUCCAUGGGGUUACAUAAAUAUAGGCCGGGCCAGUUUUGGUGUUAAGACUAGUUUACAUGGGACCCAAAAUUUUAACAUGUGUGAUCGUACAGAGCUUUGGAUUGUGUAGAAUGGUUAAGUUGCAAGUAUGUAAGCUAAGCAGUGGAAUGUUGUAUGUAUGAGAUUCGAAUCUGGCAUCCGAGCAAUCAGAGUUUGAGCUUCUCAUCGUUGUUUUUUUUUCUUAAGUCUUGUUUUGCAUAGAGGUUGGAACAAGAGGGGAUCUGAGUAAUGAGUGUGUGCAUAGUUGGAGGGGUAAAGAAGAAGAAAGUUGGCAGAUUUUGAAGACCGUUGAGUGUGUCUCCCUUUUCUUUUUACUUAUUGUCCGCAUCCCCAUAAUACCAUAGACACACAAGAGAGAGAAUGCAACACUAGUUUCGAGGUUCAAAAUACUGUCAUACCCAUUUUUUAGAUGAUUAGUAAUAAUCUAUGAUUAUUGUCAUGGGUCGAUAAUGGAACCCAGAGCACAUGCCUCCGCUCCACUCUUCUAUUAUUUAUCAUAACUUUAUGGCUCUUCUCAUUUUCUGUAUUUACAAUCUUUCAAUAUACUUUUUACCUGUUGAUGCGUACGUAACAGUAGAAAAUCCCCACUCCCUUUGAUAUCUGGGAUCCAUUGUCGCAAAAUAAUAAGGAUGCUGCUAAGUAGGUCGUUUAUUCCAUAGCUUAAGAUAGUUUUUAGAGCAUUCUUAAAGAUUCCUCAGCUAAGUAUGUAAUAGUAAUAGUAUAUGUUCCAAAAAUUAAGUAAAACACCCUCGAGUCUGAUUAUUUGGGUUUCUGACAACCUUUGAAUAUCUGUCAUCCACUUUUAGUGAUCAAAAGAACAUCAAAGUUGAUGAUACUUUUAAAAAAAUAUUUAGGUAAUUAGAGUACUCUCUCCUGUUAACUAUCCAAUCAAAUAAAGAGUUUUCUCAAAUAAAUAACAAAGUUUGUAACUGUGAUUUGGAGGCGAGUUAAGCUUAUCUCAAAAAGUGUUUCAUAGUUGUUGGUGAAGUAAAAUAAGUAAAUAAUUGAGAAGCCGGAAGAUGCACGUUACAAAAAUCUGCAUCUGUGGUCAGACUCAGAGCACCACAGUACACAUGAACGAAUAUUUUGAUUUCAAUACUGACCUUACCUCGUGAUUUUUGAAACAAACAAACAUUGAAACAUGCAUUAUUACUUUAGCUUCACUCACAUGCUCAAAUCGUCCAAACCCCUUUCUCUUCCCGCUUCAUCUAUUUUUUUCUACCAAAAAUUAAUUUUCAAUCUAUAUUCAUUGGGUUUUGGGUUAUUUAAAUUAAAUUGGUAGGAUUAGUAAGAUGUCCGUUGUCUCAUAAUUUGUAAAUCUCGAGUAAGUAAGUGGUCGUCACCAUGUCCCUACACAUAUAGUAUCUUCAAGUUAACGUUUUCCUAUGCAAUUUGUUUUAAGAGAAGCAAACUCGCAUUUCUUGUCCAUACUAACCAAAGCUCCCGGGCAGGCGUCGUGGUGUUUUGGUAACGGUCAUACUUAUGCAUUCCACGUGUCAUCUCGGAAAGUGCUAGUCAAGGUCGGUCAACAGUGGGGUCCAAAUUUUCUCCAUUUCCCCAUAGGCCCCUUCCAUCUCUCCUUGUCUUCUGUUCCAACUCCGACAAUUAAAAAUGGACGAAAGCUACUAGUAAAUGAUGUUUUGACGAGAGAAAGUGUUUAAGUAGAGAAGUUACUAGUAUUAAACAUUAUAGAAAGUACAUAAUUUUUGGGAGAGUAUCAGAAGAUGUUAAUAAUAUAAUAGCAGAAGGACGUUGAAUGGAGCAUGUAAGUGGGAAAUAAGAGUAGAGGAGAAGGGCACAAGAGUCAUAUUAAUAAUAUAUAGAUUUGGUACCAUCCUCCUUAUAAAGAGAGAGAGAGAGAGAGAGAGAGUCGUGGUGAGUGGUGACUAGUGAGUGAGUGAUACUAAUAUAAACAAGAAAAAAAGAAGCUGAAGAAUGUACUGAAAAUGGAGACAAGGGUGGUGAAAGAGGGAGAUGUGGAGAAGCACAUUGGUGGCUGCAUGGCCGGCUUCUUCAACAUCUUCGAUCGUCCUCAUCUUCUCUCCCCCAAACGAUUCUCCCUGCCCAAACGUCUCUCCUCCUCCUCCUAUUCUUUGAAGACUGAACCUUCCCUGGACUCAGGGAGCCACAGUGUCUACUCCACCCCACAGCUCCGGUCUCCGGCUCCCCCAGAGUUUAAACAACAAGUAGUAUCUCCCAGGAGGUUCUCCAAAGAAGCUCCUAGACUCUCGCUCGAUAGCAGAGCCGUGGUGGACGCCAAGGGAAGCCUCAAACCUAGACAGAUCCACGCUGAUGUGGGGUCUGGAUCGCCCAGCGUGAUCGCAAGGCUCAUGGGAUUGGAGGCAUUGCCUGAUUCACAGCAGCAGCCUCUUCAGCGAUCUGCAUCCGAGUCAAGGGUCAUCAGCAGAUUUGUGGACAGGUUAAACUUUCAAAACCAGCAGAGCAGCAGCACCCAAGGAGUUGAAGAAGAUCACCACUCCAGGAAGGAGCCAUCAAAAGCUUCUUCUACUCCAGUCCCGCUAAGGCGAAAGAGUUUUUUCGAUACAGCAGAUUUCUUCCCGGAGCCCAGGCAAGUGAUGAGUCGUGGAUCCGAGUCUGAUCUUGAAACCCUUAAGCAGCUCCUCGAAGCUCUUAGGCUCAAAGGACUGUUGCACUCCUGUUCAACGAACAGGAAUGUCAUCAUCCCUCAGUCUCCCAUCAGAUCUGUACCUUCCAAGCGAGAUCUAAACAAAGCAAAGACACUGAGGAGAAGUGAAAACAGCGUCAGGACUCCUAACAGGAGACCGACGCUCAAGGAUUCCUGGAGAGCCGAACAUGUCCACACAAGGAACGUCAGCCAACGACGACGACCAAUUGAAGACGACCAUGAAGAGUUUAACAGACAUGGGAAAACUCUAUUGGAGAGAUGCGAUAAGCUUCUCAACAGCAUUGCUGAAAUGGCUGCGUCUGAGGUUGCGGCUGCGGGAGAUUCACAGCCGAGUCCAGUCUCGGUUCUUGACGCCUCCCUUUACCAAGAGGACUCUUCUCCAUCCCCGGUCAUGAAACGCACCCUUCACUUCACUGAACUACUACUAGAAGAUGAAUCCUUCACGUCAUCAUCUUCGGACUCUGAAUACGACUACAUCUCCGACAUCCUCAGAGCCUCCAGUUGCCUACCGCAAGAAUCCGACAUCUUCUCGCUGCUCGAAGAAAAGCAGCAAUACCUCAAGGGCGCUCAUGAGAGAAGGCUCACCUUCGACGCGGUGCAGGAGAUUGUUGGGCGGAUAAGGAGGAGGGGGAGAAUGGUUGGAGACGCUGACGAGAUGCUGCAGCUGACCUGGUCCGAGUUUCAGAAGCUAAGAAAGAAAAGCUCCUCGCCAGCGGAAGAGGAAACAGCGGACCUUGUGGGAUACGUGUGUAGGGUCCUCGGGAGAGAUCUAACGGAGGACCCUUGGCGAGAUUUUCAGGUGGAGACGUCUGAGGCGGUUCUCGUCAUCGAACGGCUCGUUUUCAAAGAUUUGGUUGGUGAGACCAUACGCCAUAUGGCUGCUCUUAACAGGUCAGCCUCGCUGCGUAGGAGGAGGAGGCUGCUCUUCUGAUGCAAAAAAAAACUAGAUUAUUUAAAUCUCUGACACAAUCUGAAACAGAACCAUUUUUUUUAGCAAAUACAUGGGAUCUGAACACAUGAGAGAGAGUGAUUGGUCUUCUUUAAUUUGUGGCUUCUUUUAUUUCAUUUUUGUUUGUUUGUAUUAUCAUUUGAAAUGUGUGAAAAGGCUCGUCAAGAUAUAUAUAUUGCAUCCCGGAUUUGAGCUGUU
This is a messenger RNA of Brassica rapa (field mustard), 4317 nucleotides long. RefSeq lists its product as uncharacterized. Lineage: Eukaryota; Viridiplantae; Streptophyta; Magnoliopsida; Brassicales; Brassicaceae. Gene Ontology annotation, biological process: regulation of monopolar cell growth. The record is from RefSeq and is a predicted model, not a curated record.